AUAUUCCCCCUGGGCAUGAAUUAUUCAAAAUUUCGAAACAGAAAAACCCCACUCCCAAAACAGACCUCUUGACCUCCUCUCACUCCAUCUCAUCUCAUGGCCUCCAACUCCGGGAAACCCAAACCUCCUUUCCUGUGGAAGUUUCCACCUAACCACGACGACGACGAAUCGCAAGAUCCCAGCUGCUGUCAUCUACUACCUCUAACCCAGAUUAGCACCAACAUCCCACCAAUUCUCACUAACCCUAGCUGCUCGCAGUCUUCCAAAAAACCCCUGGAUUCCACCAUUCAUGGCUCAUCAACGACACCCAAAGUGAAAGCCUCUAUCAGUGGCAAGGAAAACCCUGGAUUUAACUCAAAAACCCAUUUCACCCCAUUGUUAGCCAAACCAUCUAUCAUCUACUCACCCAAAGAUUCCGCCGCACGUGCUUCGAAUGAUGAGGAUUAUGGAUUCGCAGCAGCAUACGCUGAUUGCGGCUUAGAUUCGAUAGAGUCGACCGUAGAGGAUAUUGUCUCUCCUCCUGAUACAACUACUACUUCCAAGUGUUUUUCCGAGGGAAAGGGAUUGGAUCAGAGAGGGGUUUGUUAUCCGUCUAAUUCUUUGGAGUCCAGGUUACUGAAGUCGAUAGUCCGUGAUUCUUUUAGUAAUGAUGAAGAAACUGGUGAAGAGUCGGAAGAGGAGCAUUGCACACAGCUUGAUGUGUUACUCAAGUUAUGUUCUGAGAAAGCAGACGACGAUAGAUCAAACAGAAGUGAAGAUUUUUCUGCUGCGUGUGUUCGCCAACACUGCGGUGUCGGUGAUAGUCUAGUGCAUUGCCCGCUUUGUGGGGCUGACAUAUCUUGUUUGAGUGAUGAGUUACGACAGGUUCAUACUAAUGACUGCCUUGACAAGGAGGAGGCUCCCGAUGUGGUUCGUGCCAAUAAUGAUGUACAACCUCAUUGCCAUGGGCAAGUUGUUAAUAAAUCUCCUAUUAAAGCUUGUCGGCAAAACACCGAUGUGCACCCUGUUCUAGAAUGGCUACGCAAUCUGGGACUUGCUAGAUACGAGGAGAUUUUCGUUCAGGAAGAAAUUGAUUGGGACACUUUACAGUGGUUGACAGAAGAGGAUCUCUUCAGCAUGGGUGUUACUGCACUUGGUCCUCGGAAAAAGAUUGUUCAUGCUCUCAGUGAACUUAGGAAACAAAGUACCAACACAGCAGAGAUAAGAACUGAUGCCUGUAGAGAUGCAAUUGAUGAGACUAGUAGACCAGCUGUGAACAAGUUGAUUACCGAUUUUUUUCCUGGUUCUGUUGGUCACAGGAGAAAGGAUUGCACUUCUUCUAGCGAACGACGUGAGGUUGAAAGAAGUCCCUCAAAUGCUGGGCGUAAGCAUAAAGUCGUUAAAAAAAAUAUCAUGCAUAAGAAACUAAGGGACAUUCCCCAGUGGUGCCAAGUACCAGGAACUCCAUUUCGAGUGGAUGCAUUCAAAUAUCUUAGAAGAGAUUGUUCGCAUUGGUUUCUCACUCACUUUCAUAUAGACCAUUAUCAAGGUCUCUCUAGGUCUUUUUCUCAUGGGAAGAUUUAUUGCUCACUUAUCACAGCAAGGCUAGUAAAUAUGAAAAUUGGGAUUCCCUGGGACAAAUUAGAAGUUUUACCAAUCAACCAGAAGAUCAGUAUUUCUGGCAUUGAUGUGACAUGCUUUGAUGCAAACCACUGCCCAGGUUCCAUACUCAUACUAUUUGAAUCACCCAGUGGCAAGGCUGUUUUACACACGGGAGAUUUUCGGUUCUGUGAGAACAUGACAAAGAUCUCUGUUCUGCAGACUAGUCGUGUCCAAACCCUCAUACUUGAUACUACCUACUGUAACCCCCAGUACGACUUCCCAAAGCAGGAGGAUGUAAUUCAGUUCGUCAUUGAGGCUAUCGAAGCUGAAGCUUUCAACCCCGAAACUCUUUUCUUGAUUGGUAGCUACACUGUUGGAAAGGAAAGGCUGUUUCUAGAGGUGGCUCGUGUUCUCCGUAAAAAAGUCUACGUCCCUGCAGCUAAGCUACGUCUAUUGGAAUGCUUGGGGCUUUCUGUCGAAGAUAUGCGGUGGUUCACAUUAAAUGAAGAGGAGAGCCACAUUCAUGUUGUGCCUAUGUGGACACUAGCGAGCUUCAAAAGAUUGAAAUGCAUAUCUAGUCAGUAUGCGCGUCGGUUCAGUCUUAUAGUUGCUUUCUCCCCAACUGGUUGGACAUUCGGCAAAGGAAAGAAGAAGUCUUCAGGAAGAAGGUGGCAGCAGGGUACCAUUGUUAGGUAUGAAGUUCCAUACAGUGAGCAUUGCAGUUUUACUGAACUCAAAGAGUUUGUGAAAUUUAUAUCUCCUGAAAACAUUGUACCAAGUGUAAACAAUGAUGGGCCGGAAUCUGCCAAUGCGAUGGUUUCCCUACUAUUGUCCUGAUGUGUACUGUUAGGCUACUGAUGGGAGGUUAUCGAAGCCAAGACCAAAUUAGAAAGCUUCUGUCUGAGGAAAAAUCCACGUCGACGUAUUGUACACAUGAAAUGUACCACACUACAAUAGAUGUAUUUCUGUAGCAUUGGCUAUGAAUUUUUGCGGCGUAUGAACUAGUGCAUACCAAAUAAAGUUGAGUUAUACAUUCUUGUGGUUGUUUGUUA
Messenger RNA from Rhododendron vialii, 2633 nucleotides. RefSeq lists its product as uncharacterized. The record is from RefSeq and is a predicted model, not a curated record. NCBI's taxonomy places the organism in Eukaryota, Viridiplantae, Streptophyta, Magnoliopsida, Ericales, Ericaceae. The transcript has 10 exons. Gene Ontology annotation, biological process: double-strand break repair via nonhomologous end joining; protection from non-homologous end joining at telomere; interstrand cross-link repair. Gene Ontology annotation, molecular function: damaged DNA binding; 5'-3' DNA exonuclease activity; protein binding. Bases 97 to 2418 code for a protein of 773 amino acids.